Molecule: messenger RNA, 6074 nt
Organism: Amphimedon queenslandica
Lineage: Eukaryota; Metazoa; Porifera; Demospongiae; Haplosclerida; Niphatidae
Product: myosin heavy chain, striated muscle
Exons: 43
Coding region: 93-5861 (1922 amino acids)
Biological process (GO): actin filament organization
Cellular component (GO): myosin complex; membrane; actin cytoskeleton
Molecular function (GO): ATP binding; actin filament binding; microfilament motor activity
Source: RefSeq, a predicted model, not a curated record
UCUCCUGAUUUGUGGUCACUGGAGAGAGAACUGUUUCUUUUUCUGACCAUUCACUUUGCAAACCCGUUUAGCUCCAAGCCUGCUCGUUCAUCAUGAGCGGUACAGAGGAUCCUAGCGUUUACCUGAGGCCCACAGCCUCCAGGACGGUCUACGACCAAACGAAAGCAUUCGACUCCAAGAAGUGGGUAUGGUUGCCCGAUGAGGAAGAAGGUUUCAAGAGCGCCUGCGUUAAGAGCACAAGAGGGGACAAAGUCCUCAUUGAGCUAGCAGACGGCAGCGAGAAAGAGGUGGACAUGAACAUCACUGAACAGAUGAAUCCGCCAAAGUUCGAGAAGAUUGAAGACAUGGCUGGUCUAACCUAUCUCAAUGAAGCGUCUGUCCUUCACAACCUUCGUCAGCGAUAUUACUCCAGUCUCAUCUACACAUACUCUGGUCUCUUUUGUGUGGCCAUCAACCCUUAUCGCAGACUCCCAAUCUACACCGAGCAAGUUGUCAAUAUGUACAAGGGGAAGAGAAGGACCGAGAUGCCUCCUCACAUAUUUGCUAUUGCUGACAAUGCCUACAGAGACAUGCUUCAAGAUCGUGAGAAUCAGUCAAUUUUGAUCACUGGUGAAUCUGGUGCUGGUAAAACAGAGAACACCAAGAAAGUCAUCCAGUAUUUUGCCAUUGUUGCUCCUGAUAAGCACAAGACUGAACAGAACUUAGAGGACCAAGUUAUCCAAGCUAACCCUGUUCUUGAAGCUUUUGGAAAUGCCAAGACAACAAGAAAUGACAACUCAUCUCGUUUUGGAAAGUUCAUUCGCAUUCAUUUUGGUAAUCAAGGGAAGAUCUCAGGAGCCGAUAUUGAGUACUAUUUGCUUGAAAAGUCUCGUGUGAUAUAUCAACAAUCCGGAGAAAGGAACUAUCACAUAUUUUACCAAAUGAUGGCCGGAGCACCACAGAAGCUCCUCGAUGAUCUCUUGUUGAAUCGUCAAGUGAAGGAUUACGCCUUCCUUGCUAAAGGCUGCGUCUCUGUUGAUGACGUUGAUGAUGCAGACAUGUUUAAGCAAACUGAAGAUGCCAUGAAUGUUUUAGGUUUCACGACGGAAGAGAAGACGUCCCUCUUCAAGACGGUUGCUGGUAUACUCCAUUUUGGCAAUAUUGAAGUGAAGCAGCGCCCAAGAGAGGAGUGGGCUAACAUUCCCACAGCAACUGUUGCUGAGAAGGUUGCUCACUUGCUCGGUUUGAACUCCACUGAGUUCAUCAAGGCCCUGAUAAAGCCUCGUAUCAAAGUUGGCAACGAAUACGUUCAACAAGGAAGAACUGAAGGACAAGUGAACUAUUCCAUUGGUGCUUUGUCUAAAGCAAUGUAUGAGAGAAUGUUUAAAUGGCUGGUUGGAAGAGUCAACAAGACACUAGACACAAAGAAUCGCAAGGCUUACUUCAUUGGUGUUCUGGAUAUUGCCGGUUUCGAGAUCUUUAAGGUCAACUCUUUUGAGCAGCUGUGCAUCAACUUUACGAACGAGAAGCUCCAGCAGUUCUUCAAUCAUCACAUGUUUGUCCUCGAGCAGGAAGAGUACAAGAAGGAGGGCAUUAAAUGGGAAUUCAUUGACUUUGGCCUCGACCUUCAGCCUUGCAUUGAUCUUAUUGAAAAGCAAAUGGGAGUUCUGGCUUUGCUCGACGAGGAGUGCUUGUUCCCGAAAGCCUCUGACAAGAGUUACGUUGAGAAACUGGUCAAGAACCAUGAUGGGAAGUCUCCUAACUUUAUCAACCCACGGGACAAGAUGAAGAAGGAUGUCCCUCACUUUAUGCUAGCACAUUACGCUGGAGAGGUUGACUACACAGUGUCUGGCUGGCUUGAUAAGAACAAGGAUCCAUUGAAUGAAUCGGUUGUUGAGCUGUUCAGGAAAUCUUCUGAUCCUUUUGUUGCUUUACUCUGGGGAGACUAUUCUUUUGAAAGUGAAAAGGGAAGCAGGAAGCGUGGCUCUCAAUUCCAAACUGUCGGCCAAAUCCACAAGACGUCACUCAACAACUUGAUGACCACUCUUCGUAACACUACCCCUCACUUUGUCCGUUGCAUUAUUCCGAAUGAGUUGAAGAAGGCCGGAGUCCUUGAGGCCAAUCUGGUCCUCCAGCAGCUGAGGUGUAACGGAGUACUAGAAGGUAUCCGUAUCUGCAGGAAGGGAUUCCCCAACCGUCUGCUUUAUCCUGAAUUCAGGCAAAGGUACGCAAUCUUAGCACCAAAAGCCAUUCCUGCUGGUUUCAUGGACGGACGUAAAGCGACUGAGAAACUCAUCGAUGCUCUCCAGCUGGAUCAGUCGGAGUUCAGGCUGGGACACAGCAAAGUGUUCUUUAGGGCUGGAGUCCUUGGACGUUUAGAGGACUUGAGAGACGAGAGAUUGAGUCUUGUAUUUGGACAGUUCCAAGUGUUUUGUCGCGGGUUUAUUAUGAGGAGGAAGUAUAGAAAACUCCAGGAGCAGAGACUAGCCAUUGCCGUCAUACAACGUAACGUCCGCAAGCAUCUCUUCUUGAGGGACUGGCGCUGGUGGAAACUGUUCACCAAAGUGAAGCCAUUACUGAAUGUUGCACGUGCUGAAGAUGAACUGAGACAGAAAGAAGAAGAAGUGACAAAAUUGAGGGAGAAAGCCUCCAAAGACGACCAAGCCCGAAAAGCAAUGGAAGAAGAUUUAACUCGUUUGAUGCAAGAGAAACAGCAGCUGUAUGAUCAGCUGCAGAAAGAGCAAGACGCUGCAGCAGAAUCUGAAGACAAGCUCUCUAAGCUCAUCAUUAAGAAAAAUGAGCUGGAGGAUAAUUUUAAGGAACUUGUUGAUCGUCUUGAUGAAGAAAUGGAAGUCAAUUCUGAAAUGUCUGCCGGCAAGAGAAAGUUAGAGAUUGAGAUAGAGUCGUUCAAGGACACCAUUGAUGAGAUGAAGCAGCAGCAACAACUUCUGGAGCAAGAGAAGGCACAGAAAGAGAAGGAGUGUGUCUCUUUGGAUGUUGAACUUGAGAAAGUUAAUGACUCUUUGUCUAAAAUCACUAAAGAGAAACUGUCACUUGAGGAUCGUCUCAACGAAGUUUCCAACAGCCUCCAAACUGAGGAAGACAAGGCCUCACGUCUUGGAAAAAUGAAAACUAAACUUGAAAGCUCAUUACAAGACGCUCAGGAAGAAAUUGAGAAGGAGAAGAAGGCAGUGAGUGAUCUGGAUAAAGCCAAACGAAAGCUUGAAGGAGAUCUUAAGUCCAUGACAAGCAACUGCGAUGAAUUGAGUGCUGCUAAAGCCGAACUUGAGAAAUCAGUUUCUUCGAAGGAGAAAGAAGUCAAUGAACUGCAGCAGAAGAUUGAAGAGGAUUCGUCCGAAAUUGCUGCUCUUCAACGCAAGAUUCGUGAACUCCAAGCUAAAAUUGAAGAGCUUGAAGAAGACCUUGAAAACGAGAAACGAAUCCGUCAAAAGGUCGAGAAACAAAAGAAUGAACUUUUGAAAGAAUUGGAAGAAUUGAAGGAUACCCUGGAAGAACAGGGAGGCAUUCAAACUGCUCAGGUUGAGUUGAAUCGUAAGAGAGAGUCUGAGCUGGACACAUUGAGGAAGGAGCAUGCAGCAGCAACUGAAGAAAGUGAAAAGAUGAUCUCCGAUCUUAAGAAGAAGCACGGAGAGUCCGUCAAAGAUUAUGAAAGUCAAAUUGAUACUCUUCAAAAAGCUAAGAACAAAUUGGAAAAAGAACGAAGCUCUCUCUCCUCUAAUCAAGACGACUUGAAUAAACAAGUUGAAGACCUUCAAAAGUACAAGACUGUUACCGAACGAAAAGUCCGUCAAUUGGAGGAGCAGCUCGCUGAUACCAGUGCUAGAGCUAAUGAAGCUGAGAGUGCAGUGCAGGCUCUUGAAGCUUCUCAAGCUAAGAGCGCAACUGAAAAUAACGACCUCAGCCAGCAGCUGGCAGACGCUGAUAGUAAGCUUUCCUCUCUCUCAAAGGCAAAGAAACAACUUGAGACUCAAUUGGAAGACACCAAAUCCGAUCUAUCCUCAGAGACAUCUGCUAAACUGGAUGCUCUCUCAAAGUUGAAGCAAGCUCAGAACGAAGUACAGAACCUUAAUGAAACUGUCGAGGAGGAGCAGGACAGUAAGACUGAGCUUAGUAAGCAGCUAGCAGCUGCUAAGGCUGAGGCCGCCCAAUGGAAGACCAAGUUUGAAACUGAGAUCAACCCUAGAAUGGAGGAGCUUGAGGACAGCAAACGUAAACUUCAAACUCAAAUGAAGGACCUUGAGGAGCAGCUCUCAACCACUCAAACUAAGUACUCUUCGCUUGAGAAGACAAAGAAUCGUGUCGCUGGCGAACUGGAGGACGUGAUGCUUGACCUUGAGAAGGAGAGGAAUGCUACUGCUGCCUGGGAGAAGAAAAAGAAAGUCAUUGACCAACAGAUCAACGAAUGGAAAGCAAAAUAUGAAGGCUCUCAACAAGAACUUGACGCAAGCAAAUCUGAAUCCCGUCUGUACAGCACUGAGCUACUGAAACUCAAAUCUGAGAACAGUGAUCUCAAAGAUGAUCUAGAGACGGCAACCAAAGACAACAAACGACUACAAAACGAUCUUGCUGACCUUGAAAAACAAUUAACCGAGGGCGGAGCCAGCGUCCACGACCUUGAGAAAGCUAAAAAGAAACUUCAACAAGAACUUGAAGAAAUCAAUCUCAUGAUGGAGGAGAACGAAGGCCAAUUGGAAAUAGAGCAGAACACGGUCCUUCGUCUUCAGUUAGAAAUAUCACAGCUCAAACAAGAAAACGAGAGGAAACUCUCAGAGAAAGAUGACGAAAUGGACUCCCUCAGGAAGAACCAUCAGCGCCAGUUGGACGCACUCCAGCAGUCGCUUGAAGAGGAGAACAAAGCCAAGAAUGACGCCGUUAGGCAGAAGAAGGCAGCCGAAGAACAGCUGGAUGACUUACAAGCUAACCUGGAGAGUGCACAGAAAUCUAGCACUGAUUUGGGCAAGUUAGUGAAGAAGUUGCAAGCUCAAGUGAAAGAUCUUAGCGGAAGGAUCGAUGAAGAAACUCGCCAGAAAGACGAACAGCAUCAGCUGGCAGCUAAAGCAGAGAAACGUGCCAACGACCUUACUGUUGAGGUUGAGGAACUUCGAAGCAGCACUGAACAAUUGCAACGUCAGUUCAAAUCGGCAGAUGCUGAGAGGGUGGAGCUACAGGAUCGUUUGAGCGAGUUGCAAUCAUCAAAGGAGAGUCUUCAAACUAGCAAGAGGAAGGCCGAGCAGCAGCUGUCUUCUCUACAGGAGGAGCACGAGGAGCUGGAGACUGAGAGUCGUGAGAAUGCUGAGAAACUCCGCAAAGCAAUGGAACAAGUCUCCCGUCUACAAACUGAGAACAUGUCACAGAAAGAUGAACUGAAUGUUGCCCAGAAAGCUAAGUCUUCAUUGGAGAGUCAACUGAAGGAAAUGACUACUAAACUUGAAGAGGAAGUGUCCGUGGCUGCUAAAUCUGCUAAGAGAGAGGCUGCCAAACUCCAGCAGAGGGUUACUGACUUGGAAAUGGAAUUGGAGACUGAAACCAAAGGCAGGAGUGAUGCCCAGAGGAAUUUGAAGAGGAGUGACCGUCGCUAUAAGGAAGCCGUCUCUCAAGUUGAAGAGGAGAAGGCUAAUGCCCAGCGUCUCCAAGACCAAGUCAAUUCUCUCAAUACCAAGGUCAGGAACCUUCGCCGUGACAAGGAAGAUGCAGAGAGUGAGGUAGAGAGUAUCCAGAAGAAGCUCCGACAGGCCAAGUCGCAGCUGGAAGAGGCCGAAGAGGAGAGUAGCUCUUUGAAGGCUCAAGUAUCUAAACUGCGUAGUGGGGCAGGGGCUACAAGGAAGGCUAAACUUCCAAAGGAUGAUGAUGAAGAUGAUUGAAGUAAAGAAAACUUUGCUACCUUGAAAAAUUUUUAGUCAGCUCUCAUUAUUAAUAAUAAUUAAUAGACUUGCUAGUUAACUAGAACUUUAUAGCUAUUAGUUUUGCCUUUUAGUGUAGCCACGAUUCUCUCAAUUCUUAUAAUGAUUAUAAUUAAGACUUUUGAAUUUUAGUUCCAUUUUAGUGCCAUGAUAAUGUUCAUUGAUUUAAGAUUA